AUGCAUAACGCCACCGUCAGCAAUACCCAUCUCGACGAGCACCAACGACUUCUCGCGUUGAGUUGGAGCUGGGUACAGCUUCGCCCCUGGACGACAGUACUCAUUCUGCUGCUCACCAACCUCGUCUGGACGAGAUACCGCAGCGGAUUGCGCCAGAUACCGGGACCCUUUCUGGCGAGCUUCUCCAACUUGUGGAAGCUACGGGCAACAUGGAAUCAGAACAUGCACCGGGAAAACGUGCGGGUGCACGAAGACUAUGGGCCUAUCGUGCGGAUUGGGCCUAACCAUGUCUCGGUGUCAGAUGCUGAGAGCAUGCAGACGAUUUACGGGGUCAAGAAUGUCUUUCCCAAGAGCGGAUUCUACCCCCUAGCAGAAGCAGUCUACAAAGGAAAAUUCCUCCCCACCCUCUUCACCACCACAAGCAACGACUACCACGCCAAGCUCAAACGCGGCUCCGCCCGCGCCUUCUCCAUGGACGUCGUGAUAGGCCUCGAAGAGUACGUAAACAAGUGCAUUUCCGUCCUCCUCCAGCGCGUCCGCGACGUCUCCCACAACGGCAAGAAGCCCCUCGACCCCGUAGCCUGGAUGCAGUACUUCGCCUUCGACGUCUUAGGCGAGAUCAACUUCUCCAAAGACCUCGGUUUCCUCGAAGCUGGCGCCGACAAAGACGGCAUCAUUGCCGCGAUUGGCCAGAUUCUAGGUUACGUCUCGUUGAUAGGACAAGUGCCGCAGGUGCACAAGUUCCUGCUCGGCAACCCCCUUCUCGCCAAGAUACCCGCCGUGGAGAAGACAAACCAAGUCCUCCAGUUUUCGCUGCAGCAGAUCCAAGAGCGGCAGAAGAACCCCGUGCCGAGGAAGGAUAUCCUCACCCAGCUCCUCGACACCCAUCACAACGACCCGUCCGCCUUGUCUUUUGAGGAAAUCGUCGCUAUUACCACGACCAAUGUCAUCGCCGGGUCGGACACCACCGCUGUUUCGUUGUCCUCGGUUAUCUACCAUCUGCACAAGUAUCCCGCCGCCAAAGCUAGGCUCAUCGAGGAGAUUGACUCCGUAGCCGCAAAGCUGGACGGUAUCAUCACUUAUGCGGAAGCUAUCAAACUCCCCUACCUUACAGCUGUUAUCAACGAAGCGAUGAGGAUCCACCCCGCCACAGGGUUCAUUCUUGAACGCAUUGUCCCCAAGGGAGGCGUGACACUUCACGGGGUCUACCUCCCCGCCGGGACAGUCGUGGGCGUGAACUCAUGGGUUCUGCACCGAAACAAGGAUAUUUUCGGGGAGGAUGUCCACUCUUUCCGGCCGGAAAGGUGGGUGGACGGGGAUGAGGGGAAGAUUAAGGAGAUGAAGAGGAAUUUGUUUACUUUUGGCUACGGCCCCAGAAGCUGCAUUGGCAAGAAUAUCUCCAUCCUGGAGAUGUGGAAGGUCGUGUUUGAGCUGUACCGCCACUUUGACAUAACUUUGGCCAGUGACAAGGAGUGGACUGUCAACGGGACUUGGUUUACGGCGCAGAGUAAUAUUGAGGCGGUUUUCAAGCCGAGGAAGAACUAG
Molecule: messenger RNA, 1545 nt
Organism: Podospora anserina S mat+
Lineage: Eukaryota; Fungi; Ascomycota; Sordariomycetes; Sordariales; Podosporaceae
Exons: 3
Coding region: 1-1545 (514 amino acids)
Molecular function (GO): iron ion binding; heme binding; oxidoreductase activity, acting on paired donors, with incorporation or reduction of molecular oxygen
Source: RefSeq, a predicted model, not a curated record